Molecule: messenger RNA, 6414 nt
Organism: Cydia pomonella (codling moth)
Lineage: Eukaryota; Metazoa; Arthropoda; Insecta; Lepidoptera; Tortricidae
Product: embryonic polarity protein dorsal-like
Exons: 8
Coding region: 831-2783 (650 amino acids)
Biological process (GO): response to cytokine; regulation of DNA-templated transcription; innate immune response
Cellular component (GO): cytoplasm
Molecular function (GO): DNA-binding transcription factor activity; DNA binding
Source: RefSeq, a predicted model, not a curated record
CACAAUAUAAGAACAAUCGAAAUUAGUCAACAAAUCAGUACGGGGAAAUUUAAAUACUUAUUACUGAAUGUCUGAUACUGUGUUGACAGACUAUUGUGUUCAUAUUAGUAUACUUUGAUAACAAAGUAGACCGGUAUAACUAGACCCCGCUCGCUCUACCGUUAAACAUGUCUAAAUAAUAAUUUGAUAAUAAUAUCCAGUUUAUAUGCCCACUACGUCGGGCUCUGUUUGAGUAAAUGUAAUAGUUAUAUGUACAACAAUUAAUAGCGCAUUUAUUGCUCGAAGCUUAAAGUUUAAUUUUGCCUGCUGUUUCCGUGCAACACGUGGUGAUUAACCGCGAAUCUUAGCCCAAUAAAAAUAGUUUAUAAGUACGGUAUAGUCAUCUCAUACGAUACCUACUUCAAAUGAAGGCGUAGGCGUCGAAUAAGUGUUUUAUGUGAAUUUAAACUCUAACCAUAAAAACAUAAGAGUGUAACCGACUGUAUUACAUUAGAAUAGCACAUUGAGUCACCGUUCGCGUUGUAGUUUCAUUCAGAAUGUCAGUGUGAUCCGAACUGCGUUAAGCGCAGCGCUGGCUAAAGCCAUGUCAAAUACCAAUGUUUUAAGAUCUUGUUUAUAAUAAGUCAGUACUGUGAUAUAUAUUCGUAUAUAUUAAAAUACGCACUACUUACUUUUGUUUUUAUUAGAUAAUGUGUAAAACACAAAACUGUUGUGAUGUUUGUUGUUAUUGAGCUACGAAUAAGUGUGAAGUGUUGAAAAUAGUAUUUUUACCAUUGGAUUGCCUGGAUUACUGCAUAAACAUUGAAAAGGCGUGUUUGCCAAAAGACAUCAUGUCAAGCUCAAAGCCAUACGUCAUCAUCACAGAGCAGCCUGCAGGCAAGUCGCAGAGGUUUCGCUAUUUAAGCGAGGUGGACGGCGCUCGUUCCGUCGGGUCGAUCCCGGGCGUGAGCAGCACGUCGGAGCGCCGGACAUACCCCACAAUACGCGUCCACGGUCACAAUGGGCCGUUCGUGGUGCUGCUGUCGCUGCUCAAUCCUCACAACAACUUAGUUCACCCCCACAGCAUCACGGGAUCGGAUCCGCGAUACACAUGCAGGCAUGGCGUGGUCUUCGUUAUCUCAGACGAACCUGAAGUAGUCUUCAAAAAUAUAGGAAUUCUGUGUGUUAAGGGGAAGACCGAGAAAGACGUUAAAUCGGCGUUAAAAAGUCGCAAGGAGAUGAAUAUCGACCCUUUUGGAGCCGGAUUCUCGCACAUAUAUGACCAUCGCCAAAUCAACUUCACGGCAGUCCGUCUCUGCUUCCAAGUGUUUCUGCCGGGACCGAACUGGACUCCGGCCGACCGUAUGGAUUUACUUAAAUACGACAGGGGUCUAGCUCCUGUCGCGUCGGACGUUGUAUACGACGCGAAGAAACUAAAUGACCUCAAGAUCGUCCACAUUACGAGCCAUGCUGGGCCCCUAACGGGAGGGGCUGAAAUGACUUUGCUUUGUGACAAGUACACAGGACAGAACCCGGACGUGGUGUUCGAUGACGGACGAGGGUGGUCGCACACUGCCACAGCCAAGAUUUACCAUAAGCAGCUGGCGAUCGUGUUCACGGCUCCCCCCUACCGGGAAGAGCGAGACCCCAGAAGCCCCGACUAUCUUCAGGUGCAAGUGUACCUGCAGCAGUGUAGCGAACGCGGCGUGCUGCGGAGUCAGCCCGCCACCGUGAAGUAUAUAUUCUCUGAGAAGAACAGCACGCUUUUGUUCCCUAAGCAGACUCAGUUGGAGAAGCCAAGGAUAUCAUUGAAACAAAUAAGAAUGCACCGCCAGUCUCCUGGUAGCCCUGAAGACAGCCACCAGAAGCGAGGGCGCAACUCGAAGGAUGACCACAUCACCUCGCAAACGGAUGAUAAGUCUGAUCUCACUGCGUCUGGCCAAACUGAUGUCAGCGGGAGAGCUGAUGCAAUACCUUUAUUUGAUCCAGAAAAUCCAGAAAUAUUAACACAGGAAUGGAUUGACAAUAUAGAUCAUCUCGGUUUUAUAUACAAUUGGUCGGAUACAGUGAAAGCCUUUUACAUGCAAAAGAGGCUAACUGGAAUAGCCAAAGAUUGGCUCUCCUCAAUACGUCACAGUGACAGUUUGACCUGGCCCGAAUGGAAAGACAAAUUAUUAGAAGCCUUUCCUCCUCGGAGAGUAAGCUACGUGGAUCUUUUGCAUUGGAGGUCGAAAAUGAUAAUAGAAGAUAAAAGUAAAAUAAAAACGAACAGUGUGCACGAGAUGAAUGCGAAAAGAGCAUACGCUUGUCUCAUUGAAGGUUGGCCUUUACGAAUGAAGACUCCAGCUCAUUGGGGCCACUACGACAAAGGGUACGAGACGCACCACUCUUUACAUCCUAAUUACUUAUACCUUGCAGAUAGAGUAGACCCUCGAAAUAACACUCCGCAGAUUCGACCGAUAAAUUUGAAUAAAGCUGAUCAUACAUUCGGCAUGAACAGGUAUGAUGCGAUCAGUCCAGGUGAAGAGAGGAGAGGAGCCUGUUGUUGCAAUGAUGAUAAGGCUUGUGAGAUAAGUCGUUGUUCAACAAUCAGGCAAAAUGAAAUGAGACCAUCAUGUAUCAUUCAACGCAAUCAAAUACCCCUAGACAGAAGCUGGCAUCAGCCAUGCUCUACAUUAACGUCUAGCUCCUCCUCGCCGUCGAUUGCAAACCCGGCAACGGAUUACUCCAAUGAUCAGGUAAAUAAUAUAUUUUGUAAUAAAAGCAGGCGAGGCAGGGAAGUACGGCUAAUUGUUAAAUCGUAGCAGCCUAUCUUAGUGGACUCCCCGAAUGGACGUCUGCAGACCUUUAUUCAUUUAGCAGGGCGAUAAUUCUGAAUUCAAUUCUAUAACUGAGGCCAGUUAUCUACAAAAAAGGUAAAUACUUUAAAAAAGGGAGUGUAAAUCAAUGUCAUAUGUAAAAUAGGUACAAUUGUGUAUUUGUAUGAAACUACUUUAUUAGAACGUUAAUUUAUCACCAGCAUUUAGUUCUCCGACAAGUCUGUACUUCAGCUAAUGCUAACACCCUUCAAACGUAGGGUACUUUUCAGUGACACGCUAAUCUUUGACUGCCAACCAACAAGUACGUUUGAUAAAUCACGUGCAGUUGCAAUUUUGGCAAUACCAAUACACAUGAAUUUUAUAUUUUAAGAAAGAUAAAAGAUCCAGCCUUUGUUAUAUGCAAGAUUCAACCAUGUAUAAAAGAAAAAUAAAUAAACAGGGAUCAAAAACCUUGAAUAGGUCGUAUAUUUUUUGCAUGUUUUUUAUAACAUUUUACGAAUAUUACAUAGAAUUAUGCACAACUGAGACAGCAAAUAAGGUACGUUAAAUUAUAUUGUAAGUAACUCAGCAGUUUGUAAGCUUUCAACCUAUAUAUUUGAAUAAUAUGGGAUUUGUACCUAUAGCUUUUUUUAUCAGUCAAAACCUUUGUGACAGAACUUAUGCCCUGACUAAGUAGUAAAAAUUGGUAUUGGAUGACGACCCGUCUGGCCUAGUAGGUAGUGGGCCUGCCUAUGUAGCUGAUGGUCUCAGGUUAAAAAUCCUGGUAAGGGAAUUUAUUCGUGUAUUGAGCAUGAAUAUUUGUUGAUAUUUUCUGUAUACCUAUUUAAGUAUUUUAAAUGUGUAUAAAUUAUAUAUAUCGUUGUCUAAGUACCCACAACACGAGCCUUAUUGAGCUUACCAUGGGACUUGGUGAAUUUGUGUAAUAAUGUCCUAUAAUAUUUAUUAUUAAUCAAUAGCAAUAUUCCUGCCUUGCCUGAUUAACUAGUUAAGUUAGAGUUGGUGUGCAUUCGCUUCCUUUAAUUUAUUUAAAUACCAACAAUUUCUUUGUUUCAGGACUCAGGGGAGCCAAAAAAUUUGACUGUAUGAUAUUAGACUAAAGAAAAGGUUUACGUUACAACACAAUGUUGUGGUACAAACUAAACUAUAUUUUAUACUAUGGGUUACCUACCCGUAUGGGUAGUAGCCAUAAACGCUACACAUAAAAUGAUUACUUACGAAUUUUCGUUAAGUCGAUCAACAUUACCCGGUUUGAAAACAUACUGGCUCUAUCAAAUAGCUACUAAAUACUUAAAUUAUAUCAUUCAUAAUAAUUGGGAUGCCUUUUCCAAACGAGACAAUACGACGACGAUAUUCUUAACUCUUCACACCUUUUACCACUUAAUGGAUAUAAAAAUCCUUCAGUCAUUAGAUAUAAGUUAGGGAAAUCGUAUUUACGUUUCAAUUUGUAUAGUUUAAUAUUGUAAGAUUUGUAAGUACAUAGUGAAAAGUUCCAGUACUUCCAGUACUUAGUAGUCAUUGAAAGGUCCGUUACAAUAGAUCGACUGCCGCAUGGGGCUUGUGCAGAAAUCACGCCAGGUUUUUUUGGGUUAUUUUUUGACCCCCCUCCCUUGGUGAUAUUUCUUGAGGUUCUUGGCUACCCCUCCUCCUCCACAUAACCUCACGUAUAUUUUUUGAAACUUUUUUCAUACGACCUCAUUUUAAGAUAAAUAUUAAUAAUAGUAUUAUAUUGUAUAUAGUAUAAACCUUGUUUAUUUUUGUUUUCGUUUUGAAUGUGAUGAAAUUUUCGUAAAAUAGACUCGCUAUUUUUGAAGUGAGAAGUGAACAUUCUUGUUUAACGAAACUAAGAAAAAGUAUCUACUCUAGUAUCUACUCUAGUUUUAUUUAGUUUCAUAGUUUCGUUCACUGUAGAAAAAUAUACGUGAGGUUUCUUUAUACCCCCCUCCCCCAACGUAAGUCGUAAUUUUUUCAUGAAUUAACCUUAAGCAGUGUCCAGACCACACAAUUUUCACACAAUCUAAUUGUGACCGAUCAAAUUAGGAGGUACGGACGCAAAAAUGCCACUUACGACGCUUGUAAAAUGCUAGUAUGCGCGUUUGGAAACAUUUUUAAGGAUCCGUACGUCAAAAAAAGGGGGCUUGUGCGAGUCGGACUCGCCCAUGAAGGGUUCCGUACCAUAUAUGACGUUUUAAAAAACAACUACUUACUAGAUCUCGUUCAGUUCAAACCAAUUUUCGGUGGAAGUUUGCAUGCUAAUGUAUAUCAUAUAUAUUUUUUUAGAAUUUUCAUUCUAUUAUUUUAGAAGUUACAGGGGGGGGGGGGGGGGCACAUUUUUUUACUUUGGAAGUGUCUCUCGCGCAAACUAUUCAGUUUAGAAAAAAAUGAUAUUAGAAACCUAAAUAUCAUUUUUAAAGACCUAUCCAUAGAUACCCCACACGUAUGGGUUUGAUGAAAAAAGAUUUUUUGAGUUUCAGUUCUAAGUAUGGGGAACCCCGAAUAUUUAUUGUUUUUUUUUUCUAUUUUUGUGUACAAAUCUUAAUGCGGUUCAUAGAAUACAUCUACUUACCAAGUUUGAACAGUAUAACUCUUAUAGUUUCGUAAAAAAGUGGCUGUGACAUAAACGGAGAGACAGACGGACAAUGAACAUGACGAAUCUAUAAGGGUUCAGUUUUUUGCGUAGAGCUGAAGGCCCGGAGCGUCCAACCUGUGCAUGAUUCGUGAAAAUUUCACAAUGUAGGUAUCUUACACAGUGGCCUCGAACAAAAGCAUUCGUAAAAUAUCUGUGAACAAUUCGGUAUUUAAUUAUUUUUAUUACAACUUGUUAUAAUCCCACGUAUUUUAGAUUUGUAUGAAUUAAGUAAAAUCUGUUAAAUGACAUCACUUCUUUCUGACUGAUGCUUGCUGAAAUAUAAGCCACCGCGCCAUAACACUUUCCGUUACAUCUUGUUUAUGAUGACCCGAAUGGGUCGGAUUCGGGUUCUUCAAAACAUUUCACUCACGUUUCACUUUUUUUUUAAUCUGUGUGAGUUCGGGUGGGGACCGUAUGAACUACAACGUCAUUUGAUACAAUGAUAAGCCCCAUGGCAACAAUUCAUAAAAGUGAUGCUAAGUUUCGAAAAAAAUGUAAAAAAAUUAGAAUUAGAAGAAAGCACGUAAAAAAGUACCACUUCCGGUUACAAAAAAAAGUGAAAUUCACGUCAUUUGAUACGAAGAUGAGAGUGGUGGCAACAGAUAGGGUUUUAUAUGUAGCUUCAGAAUCCACUCGUCUGCCAGUUCCUAUAUGGCCGGAAGUGCGUCUGCCGGCCACUUUAAAGGUACUAAAAAGAGUGGAGUGGCCCAGCAGACGCACUUUCGGCCAUUUAGGAGCUGGCAGACGAGUAUUUUCUGAAGCUACAGCUACAGCUUAGCCGGGUUUUUAAUUUCAAGCGCUUGUUUACCGCCUUAAAUAUGAAAUUGGUGAUUGAAUUUUGUACGUGUGGACGCUAGAUUUAGUUUGUAAUCAAAUUGUCCCGUCUUGACACCCGCUUAGUUAUGCCCGAUGUGAACACAUCUAAUCCAGCACUGGAUCGCAUUGGAAUAAUGUGGGCCGGCACUGGAAUAUAUUCAUUCCAGGUUGCAU